AUGGACCCUCCGCCGCUUGUGCCGUUCGUCCCCGCCCACAAUUUCGACGCCGUGGAGUUCCGCGUCACCGUGGCCAGCGAGCCAGGGGAGGUCCCCUCGCAGCUGGUGGUGAGCCACAUCAUGGAGCAGAUUCUGCACCGGGACAAGCGCGGGCCCGCCAUGAGGGCGUUCUUGGUGAAGUACGGCGUCGACCCGCUGGCCGAGCUGCCCGCGGCGAUCUCCAGCGACGUCGGGCUGCCGCUGGGCCCGCUGGAGCUCCCGCCGACCACGACGCCCGCGCCGCUCCCGCCUGGCGGGGCGGCAUCGCUGCCGAUGCGGCCCGCGCCGCUCGCCUACAGCGCCCGCGGGCACACCGAGGAGCACCAGGCUCCCCAGCCCCUUGCUUACGAGGGAAGUCCUGGAGGCAUCGCGCGGCGUGCAGCAGUUGUAGUAUCUAGCUAG
Messenger RNA from Prorocentrum cordatum, 441 nucleotides. The record is from the annotation of a GenBank genome assembly. NCBI's taxonomy places the organism in Eukaryota, Dinophyceae, Prorocentrales, Prorocentraceae.